Daldinia loculata is the source of this 1694-nucleotide messenger RNA. Its product is annotated as isotrichodermin C-15 hydroxylase. The transcript has 8 exons. NCBI's taxonomy places the organism in Eukaryota, Fungi, Ascomycota, Sordariomycetes, Xylariales, Hypoxylaceae. Gene Ontology annotation, molecular function: iron ion binding; heme binding; monooxygenase activity. The record is from RefSeq and is a predicted model, not a curated record. The coding region runs from base 88 to 1620 and encodes 510 amino acids.
UCUGAAAUCUGGGCGAUUACUUCUUUUUCAAAUUCAAAUCUAUACCUUAGAUGCACGUAUAGAUGCAAAACCUUCCGUCUAUUUAUAAUGGACGUGACUACCUUGAAGCUAACAUUGCUAUCCAAGGCAACGGCACCACAAUGGAUUUCACUUACUAUAAUGAUUCUGUUCGCGUACGCCGUAGUGCGCUGCGUCUAUCUCCUUUACUUUCACCCAGCUUCCAAAUUUCCAGGUCCUAAACUAGCGGCCAUCUCGAACUUCUAUUACGCAUAUAGUUGGUUGCGGGGAAGAUACCCAUGGGUGGUAGAGCAACUGGCAAAAGAAUAUGGUGAUAUAGUUCGCAUUGCUCCUAACGAGAUCGUAUUUUCAACUCCACAGGCGGCAAUCGAUAUCUAUAAUCCAGCAGUAAAGAGACAUGAGCUUUGGGUAAAGACAGACCUGAUGGACUUCGGUACGGGAGAUUUAGGAUUCACAUGGGAAAUUGAUCCCGCCAAGCGCCGCGAAGUAGCAAAAAAGGUCUUACCGGCGUUUAGUACCAAAGCUAUCAAGGCUAAGGAGCCUACUGUGCAGAUGUACAUCGACUCAUUCGUUGAGAAGAUGAAGGAGCUAGGUAGCGCACCAGAGGGGGUCAGCCUCAAUGACUGGCUCAACUGGCUUGCUAUGGAUAUGUCGGCAGAUCUAGCAUACAGUCGCAAGAUGCAUCAUAUGAGAGAUGCGAAGAACACUGAUUUUCUCGAAACACUUCUGGGCACCAAUUUUUACGGAACAGUCAUGCAAGUCUCUAAAAGGUUUCCGCUUCUCAGUCCGCUUUCGUUCCUCUUCGCUCCACCUAAGAUCAUCCGAUUAGUACCGAAGUUUUUCAAAAUGAACAGCCAAGAGGUUCAGAGGCGGAUAGAUAACAGAGGGAAAACCACCCAUCCGGACUUCGUCGACUAUAUGCUCCCAACUAAUGCUCCCGCACCUACGAAAAAGAAGGAGAAGGUUCACCUAGAACAAGUUUCGAUGCAGUUACUCAUCGCCGGCUUUGACCCGAUCCAGAUCACGUUCUUCAGUUCUCUUUUCUUUCUAUUGAAGAACCAAGAUGCCUACAAAACACUCGUGGAAGAAAUUAGGAACACCUUUCGGAAUUACACUAAGAUUACUCCCGAUAAUCUGGCUAGUCUGAAGUAUCUGAAUGCUGUAAUUCACGAAACGCUCCGCACCCAUGUCACCGCCAUUACUGGAUUGCCGCGGAAGAGUCCAGGCGCUAUGGUUGCCGGCACCUAUGUUCCUAGAGGGGUGGUAUGCCAGACCAGUAACUUCAAUAUUUGUCGCAACCCCCGAUAUUUCUAUGAACCGCUUAACUUCCACCCGGAACGUUGGCUUCAGUCAGACCAUCCCAAGUACGAUAAGAGAUUUUCCAAUGACGACCUUAAUUGCUUUUACCCCUUUUCUAUAGGCCCUAGAGCUUGCACUGGAAGAGAAAUUGCCUGGAGCCAGACCAGAUUGUUCCUUGCUAAGGUGCUAUGGACCUUCGACUUGGAAAUGGUCCGCGGACAUGACAAAACAUUCGAUAAGGACUUUUUGAUUCAUGUUAUGUGGACUAGGCCGGAGGUGCGUGUGAGAUUCUUGCAACGAUGAACUACAAGUUGAAGUGAGGGUGUGGAACGGAUUCUAUAAGACACAUUCUAUACAUGAUAGUUAUCUUAAAAUGC